AUGAUCCAGAUGGAUCUACGGCUGUCAGUACGGGCGCUGGCGCUUCUAAGCUUGCUGGCGCCCUCGUACGCUGAUGGCAACAUUGGUUGUUUGUUCAGCCCUACGUUGUGCAUUGAAGGCGUGGAGUGGUGUUACGAUGAUUACGCCUUUGGAAAGUGUAUUCCGAUCUACGAAAGUGACGUAGAGGAGGGGUCGCUGUUUCAGUAUGAUAUGGGUUCCGGGCAGCUGCAAUGGUUUGAAGGUGAACUGCAGCGCUUGGCAACCCAGGGCUACCGCUGGGAACAUGCGUACACGCAGUGCGUGCUACAGAGCAUGCUGUUUGCGCUGCGUCAACAACUUGACCCAGCAAACGUAAAUACAAAGUUAUGCGAGCACUUUGCUGACCCGAAAUUAAAUUCAGGGCCCGUCGACGGCGAUGAGGAUCUAGAGGAUGAACCAGAUGAAACAGCUUAUAUUCGAUUCACGCCAAACUCUCCAUUAGCGGAUUCGGACUAUGCAAAUGAAGUAUUUAGUCCGCCUCUGACGCCAGAUGAUGAGCCCAUUCCAUAUAUAUUGCAAGAAGUUCCUGAUAAUGAACUUGACAUCAAAAACGUACCCAACGAUAAACUGCGAGAUGUUUUACUAAUGAAAGAAGAAGAAUCUCCAGUUGUCCCCUUCGAAGGCUUCCGUGAAAGACUCAGGGCUGAAGCCAGAAUGGAAGACCCAGAAUUAGAUGCUGCAGAUUUUGCUGAAAAGGAGAAGAAAUCACUGCAACAGAAACUGGAGCCGAACCCUGAAACAAAUGAAUUUACUGAUGAACAACGUUUAGGAGCUCAUUUUAGGAAAUAUAAAACAAAACCCCCGCCGUACACGGCUGAGUAUUUAACCGGGAAUCGAUUUUUGGACGCCGAAGUCCACUCUAAUGCAUUGGAAAAAUAUAGACAGAGUUUUGCAGCUAAGCAGUUUCCCUUUGAGUAUGAAAAUCCAGGUGAUAUGCUUGACUCGCGGUUUCAUUCUAAUGAUGAUGGCUUUGAGGAUGAAUUCGUUGACACUGGUAGUGGAGAAAUGAGACCAUUUAAUCCUAAAGGAGGAAAUUCCAAAUCCAAAUAUGAUAAAAAUAACAUGGCAUAUUUAAUGAAUUACUGGCGUGAGAUAAUAGGGUCUAAGCUUAAGCCUCAAGGAGCCAUUGCCGCUGAGGGAGGACCCCUAGGACCUGAUGAACUUCAAGGUGAUAAUUCCAAAUUUUACCUAUCAGAAGACUUUCAAGACUUACUUGAUAGAGAAUUGGGAUUUAAGCGUAGGGAAAGAGAUGAUGUUAAAAAGCCCGGGCCACGUCUGGACGCGAAAGCUUUAAAGUUUUUGUACAACAAUACGGGUAAACCAGUGACAGACCACGAAACGGCAAGUGGAAAAAAUCUUGACCACAACCACAGUGAUUAUGAGUACGAUCCUUCCUACGCCUUCGUAAAGUUUAAGACCAGAUUCCUUACAAACUGGGAAAAAGGCAUCUCUUUCAUUGCGAGACUAGAAGAAAUACUCGGUUUAGAUAAAGACACUUUUACUAAUCCACGGGUCGAUCCAACCGAAGUAACGUUCAAAGUAGAGACUAAUAAUAGAGGUUGGGACGCAGAAGAAGUCGCUAGACAGAUUGGGGCUGUCAAAGACAAAAUCGGCAAAGAAACGGGAGCGCAAAUCGUUGCAAGUGGAAUCGGAGACAGGACUCAAUACCAUGUUAUGCGGCAUGAUGUUGCCCGCGAACCGCAGUACUUCGGUCUGGAGAUGCCAGUGCUUCUGGCGUUAGUUGGAAGCUUAGCUGUUCUUAUCGUUGGGAUCGUGGUGUUUGCUAUUCUGCUAAAACGGGACAUGAGUUCGAAGAGGAAGAUGCAAGGGCUGUCUUCAGCCGCCGAGAUAGACGCUGAAGCUACGAGAGAUUAUCAGGAGUUGUGCCGCGCACGUAUGUCCGGAAAAAUGUCUGGACAGCAAACUGCGCCCGCGCCGCACCCGACAGACGCACCACAACGCAUCACAUCACUUUCGCGGGAGCCAGAUGGAAACUCGCCUUCCACACGCUCCAGCACCUCAUCAUGGAGCGAAGAGCCAGCGCUGACAAAUAUGGACAUUUCAACUGGUCACAUGGUUUUGGCCUACAUGGAAGAUCACUUACGCAACAAGGACCGGCUCGAGCAAGAAUGGAAAGCGUUGGUGGCCUAUGAAGCUGAACCGAACACGACCACUGCAGCUGUUAAACCAGACAACACUGGGAAGAAUCGUUACAUGCACUGCCUUCCUUAUGACCACUCCAGGGUCACUCUGAAUCCUCUGUCUAACCACCUUGGUUCGGACUAUAUCAACGCAUCGACCAUAACUGACCACGACCCUCGCAACCCAGCAUACAUAGCAGCAUCGGGUCCCAUGCCCCACACGUCCUCCGACUUCUGGCAAAUGGUUUGGGAACAGGGGAGCGUAGUCAUGGUGAUGCUGACCCGGCUGACUGAGAACGGGCAACAACUAUGCCACCGAUACUGGCCUGAAGAAGGUUCCGAGCUGUACCAUAUCUACGAGGUUCACCUAGUCAGCGAGCAUAUCUGGUGUGAUGACUACCUGGUGCGUAGUUUCUACCUGAAAAACCAGCGUACCAGCGAAACUCGUACCGUAACCCAAUUCCACUUCCUAUCGUGGCCUGAGAAUGGUGUACCAUCAUCUACGAAGGCUUUGCUGGAAUUCAGGAGGAAAGUGAACAAGUCCUACAGAGGAAGGUCCUGCCCAAUUGUCGUGCACUGCAGCGAUGGUGCUGGUCGAACAGGCACCUACUGCCUUAUCGACAUGGUCUUAAACCGAAUGGCGAAAGGCGCUAAAGAAAUAGAUAUAGCCGCAACUCUGGAACACAUCCGCGACCAGCGCCCUCACACGGUCGCUACCAAACCUCAAUUCGAGUUUGUGUUGAUGGCCGUCGCUGAAGAGGUACAUGCGAUCCUAAAAGCUCUACCAGCGCAUUUGCAACAACUACAAGAGAAAAAAGAAAAGGAGAAAGAAAAAGACAAAGACGGCUCUGAAAAGGAAAAACACAAUUGA
Leptosia nina is the source of this 3051-nucleotide messenger RNA. NCBI's taxonomy places the organism in Eukaryota, Metazoa, Arthropoda, Insecta, Lepidoptera, Pieridae. The record is from the annotation of a GenBank genome assembly.